This is a messenger RNA of Bombina bombina (fire-bellied toad), 1908 nucleotides long. It is a transcript of the gene KCND1, whose product is annotated as potassium voltage-gated channel subfamily D member 1. Gene Ontology annotation, biological process: potassium ion transmembrane transport; protein homooligomerization. The coding region runs from base 1 to 1908 and encodes 635 amino acids. Gene Ontology annotation, cellular component: voltage-gated potassium channel complex; membrane. Gene Ontology annotation, molecular function: protein binding; A-type (transient outward) potassium channel activity. The record is from RefSeq and is a predicted model, not a curated record. The transcript has 7 exons. NCBI's taxonomy places the organism in Eukaryota, Metazoa, Chordata, Amphibia, Anura, Bombinatoridae.
AUGGCCGCUGGAGUGGCAACCUGGCUACCUUUUGCCCGGGCUGCAGCUGUGGGCUGGCUCCCUCUUGCAAAGAGGCCUAUUCCAAAACCUCCCAGUGACACAAGAAAGCGAAACGAUGAAAUAUUGGUUGUUAAUGUUAGUGGAAGGAAAUUUCAAACAUGGAAAAACACAUUGGACAGAUACCCAGAUACACUGCUUGGCAGCACUGAGAAAGACUUUUUCUUUAACCAAGACACGCAAGAAUAUUUCUUUGACCGAGAUCCUGAGAUGUUUCGGCAUAUCCUUAACUUUUAUCGCACAGGCAAACUCCACUAUCCCAGGCAUGAGUGCAUACAGGCCUUUGAUGAAGAGUUGUCUUUCUAUGGAAUCAUUCCCGAGAUCAUUGGAGACUGCUGUCUGGAAGAAUAUCGGGAUCGCAAAAAGGAAAAUUUGGAGAGGCUUGCAGAGGACACAGAGGCUGAGAACCCUAGCGAUGCCCCCUUAGCACCCAAUAGCACUAUGCGUCAGCAGCUCUGGAGGGCAUUCGAAAAUCCACAUACUAGUACCAUGGCUCUUGUAUUUUACUAUGUUACUGGCUUCUUCAUAGCUGUGUCAGUCAUUGCCAACGUGGUGGAGACGGUUCCAUGUCGACCACCAGCUGGUCGUCUCAAGGAUCUCCCAUGUGGAGAGAAGUAUUACCUGGGCUUUUUUUGCAUGGAUACAGCCUGUGUCCUUAUCUUCACUUUUGAGUACCUCAUGCGCUUAUUUGCUGCUCCUAGUCGCUGUAAAUUUAUGCGCAGUGUUAUGAGUAUCAUUGAUGUGGUAGCCAUUAUGCCCUACUAUAUUGGCCUGGUGAUGCCUGAAAAUGAGGAUGUAAGUGGGGCCUUUGUGACUUUACGUGUCUUCCGUGUCUUUCGUAUAUUUAAGUUCUCCCGCCACUCUCAGGGGCUGCGGAUCCUUGGAUACACACUGAAAAGUUGUGCCUCAGAACUUGGCUUCCUGUUAUUUUCUCUCACCAUGGCAAUCAUCAUAUUUGCCACUGUUAUGUUCUAUGCAGAGAAGGGAACAUCUAAAACAAAGUUUACCAGCAUUCCCGCUGCCUUUUGGUACACCAUUGUCACCAUGACAACACUGGGGUAUGGUGACAUGGUUCCUGACACCAUAGCGGGUAAGAUAUUUGGCUCUAUCUGCUCCCUCAGUGGGGUCUUGGUCAUCGCGCUACCUGUUCCUGUUAUUGUGUCAAACUUCAGCCGUAUCUACCACCAAAACCAGCGAGCUGACAAGCGCCGAGCACAACAAAAAAUCCGUCUGGCUAGGAUUCGCCUGGCAAAAAGCACCACCACCAAUGCAUUUUUACGUUAUAAGGAAAAUGGGGGACUGGAGGAAAAUACUGAAGCUCAUGCUCUCUGUGUGAAGAAUCGUUCUGCCUUUGAGCUUCAGCACCACCAUCUUCUUCAUUGUCUUGAGAAAACCACAUGUCAUGAGUUUACCGAUGAGCACACCUACAGUGAAGCUCUUAUGACUGAAUCCAUUGGGUACCGUACCAGCCGAAGCACAUCGGUGUCCUCACAGCAAGGUAUAAGCACUUCUUGCUGCCCGCGCCGUGCCAAGCGCCGUGCCAUCCGCCUUGCCAACUCCACUGUGUCUGUCAGUCGUGGAAGCAUGCAGGAGCUAGACACCCUGCAUGUGCACUGUCUGCUCAGAAAUCCGCUUCCCAACAGUCGCUCCAGCCUGAAUGCCAAAUCACAUGGGAAUCUGAAGCUAAAUUGUGAGACCUCUGACCUCACUGCUGCCAUCAUUAGCAUCCCAACGCCGCCAGCCAACACUCCUGAUGAGAGCCGGCCCUCCUCUCCUGGUGCUGGCGUGUUACGUAACUCUUGCAUCACCGCCAGAUACUACCAGGAGACCGUCAGGAUUUCCAGCUUGUAG